This is a messenger RNA of Monosiga brevicollis MX1, 1251 nucleotides long. RefSeq lists its product as uncharacterized. The transcript is spliced from 4 exons. Bases 1 to 1251 code for a protein of 416 amino acids. Gene Ontology annotation, molecular function: pyridoxal phosphate binding; glycine hydroxymethyltransferase activity; zinc ion binding. The record is from RefSeq and is a predicted model, not a curated record. Gene Ontology annotation, biological process: L-serine catabolic process; tetrahydrofolate interconversion; folic acid metabolic process. Gene Ontology annotation, cellular component: cytoplasm. Lineage: Eukaryota; Choanoflagellata; Craspedida; Salpingoecidae.
AUGGCCCCGCGGGCUCCAGCAGCCCUGCUGGUUGGACGCCAACAAGCGCGUACCUUUUUUGCCUACCAAAAGACGAGCCCAGCAGUGACGUCGCUUGUGGAACAGGCCGUGCGCGACGAAACUCGUCGUCAACGUGACGAGCUGGUCCUCAUCCCAUCCGAGUCGAUUUGCUACCCCGAGUGCGAGAAGGUCUUGGCAUCUCCUUUUGGCAACAUCUACGCUGAAGGACAGCCCGAUUUGCGUCUCAGCCGCAGCGACCGCGUCGAGCUCCUCGCCAAACACUAUGUGGCCAACACCUUUGCCCGCCUGGAGGGCGGCAUCUCGGCCGAUCGUAUCCAUGCCAACGUCCAGGCCCUUUCUGGCUCCCCUGCCAACCUCGCCAUCUACGCUGGUCUGCUCCGCCCAGGAGACCGCCUUCUCACGCUUCACCUCUCGCACGGUGGUCACCUCUCCCAUGGCUCCCCCUUCAACGUGUCUGGCAAGCUCUAUGCUACCACCCAGUACCAGAUCGACCCCAACUCACGCAAGCUUGACUACGAUGCCAUUGCUCGCUUGGCCCAGGAGAAGCGCCCUGCCAUGAUUGUGGGUGGUGCCUCAGCCUACCCUUUUGACUGGGACUGGGCUCGACUCCGCGAGAUUGCCGAUGACGUUGGAGCCUUGCUCCAUGCUGAUGUUUGCCAUCUGGCUGGCCUCAUCAUUGGCGGUCAGCUCCAGAACCCUUUGCCCUAUGCUGACACAGUCAUGUUCACCACCCACAAGACCCUCAUGGGCCCCCGAGGUGCCGUCAUCGUGACGAAGGACAAAGAUAUGGCCCGCCGCAUCGAUAAUGCCGUCUUCCCCGGCAUGCAGGGUGGCCCCCACAUGAACAGCAUUGCCGGCAUUGCCCGCAUGUUUGAGCUCAUUGACCAUCACUACGACGACUACAAGGAGCUUCAACGUCUGGUUGUGCACAACUCCAAGGUCUUUGCCGAUGCAUUGGUGUCGCAAGGCUUCUCGCUCGAGUACGGCGGUACCGAAAACCACAUGGUGCUGAUCGACCUCAAGAAGUACCGCGUGGCCGAUGGUUGUCCUCUGGACGGUGAGACGGCGUCCCGUCUGCUCGAGAAUGUUGGCAUUAUUGUCAACAAGAACACUCUGCCUGGCGAUGAGAAUGCUUCCGACUCUAGCGGUUUGCGUGUGGCUACCCCUUGGUUGACGCAGCGCGGUGUCACUGAUGCCCAAAUCCACGAGCUGGCCACUAUCAUGCAGUGA